Sitophilus oryzae (rice weevil) is the source of this 414-nucleotide messenger RNA. Its product is annotated as KRAB-A domain-containing protein 2-like. Bases 1 to 414 code for a protein of 137 amino acids. The record is from RefSeq and is a predicted model, not a curated record. Gene Ontology annotation, biological process: DNA integration. Gene Ontology annotation, molecular function: nucleic acid binding. The transcript has a single exon. NCBI's taxonomy places the organism in Eukaryota, Metazoa, Arthropoda, Insecta, Coleoptera, Curculionidae.
AUGUCAGGUCGACUUAAUCAAUACAAGUUCAUACUUGUAUACCAAGACCAUCUUACUAAGUUCGUCCCACUUCGACCUCUUAAAAGCAAAAGGGCAGAGGAAGUGGCUUAUGUACUCUUGGACAUUUUUACAAUUUUCGGUGCGCCUAGUAUUUUGCAAAGCGAUAAUGGGAGAGAAUUUGCCAACCAUACCAUUACUGAACUGUGCAGUAUGUGGCCUGAGUUAAAAAUGGUUCGUGGAAAACCCAGGCACUCUCAGAGUCAAGGCUCAUUAGAACGUGCUAAUCAGGACGUGGAAAAUAUGCUUUGUUCGUGGCUGGAAGACAAUAACACUAAGAAAUGGUCGGAAGGUUUACGUUUUGUUCAGUUAAUGAAGAACAGGGCUCAUCAUAGUGGCAUAAACUGUUCUCCGUAG